GUAUUGUUAUUGUAUAUCAACAAUAAGAAUUAAUUGAGAAAGUGAAGCCGAGGAUGAAAUUUAGACAUUUUUCGGUCAAAAUACCUGUACUAUUUAUUUUAUUUAUAUUUUUAGUUAAUUAUAAUUCAAGAGCGAAAAUUAUUACAACUCAAGAAUUAAUAGAAAAAGGCAAUUUUACUAAUCACCUAAAAAACUCGAAUCCUGUUUCAAAAGUCAUAAAAAAUAUAAUGUUAAGAAUAAAACGGGACAAUAGGACUGAAAAUACUAAGUCAAGAAACUAUAAAAAUCCUACAAUUGUCAUCAAGGAUAGCGGCAUAAUGAAAUUAAAACGAGAAGAUCAAGUGAUGAUUUUUUAUAUAACUAUAACAAAUGUUGGUACAGAUACAUUGAAAUUAAGGGUGAAUGGAGAACAAUGUUGUCAGAAAAUAACUGCAGAAGAAACGGAUUGCGAAACUAUGCAAUUGAUUGGAGGAGAAAUAGGCGAAUUGAAACACGGGGAUACUAGGAGUUUAACACUUAUGUAUCCUAAUUUAUACCUUCACGAUAGAAAAGGCUCUUGCAAAGUUUUUAUUUCAUCCAACAAUGAUAAAAUGGAAUAUAAUAUUAAUUUUGAAACGUUGCUACCGAAGAAACAUCAACCAAUUCCUCCUUUACUAUCGGACUAUCUCGCCAACAAAGAAAUAAAAGAAUGUUCGAGCGUUGAUGAAAAUCCGUUAAACGACUGUUUGCCAGUUAUUUGUUUGAUAAAGUACAGCGGAAAACGUAAUUAUUUUAAUCACACGACUCGCCGCUGCCAAAAAGUUACAGAAUGCGUUUCGGAAACGGAAAGAAAUCUGCCAGACAUUGUUUACAUUCCAGAAAGUAACACUUGUCGGAAUUUAAGUAGCAAAUUAAAGAAAGCGAUUUGA
Centruroides sculpturatus (bark scorpion) is the source of this 908-nucleotide messenger RNA. RefSeq lists its product as uncharacterized. The transcript has a single exon. Lineage: Eukaryota; Metazoa; Arthropoda; Arachnida; Scorpiones; Buthidae. Bases 54 to 908 code for a protein of 284 amino acids. The record is from RefSeq and is a predicted model, not a curated record.